This is a messenger RNA of Exophiala dermatitidis NIH/UT8656, 12230 nucleotides long. RefSeq names its product transformation/transcription domain-associated protein. Gene Ontology annotation, biological process: DNA repair; regulation of DNA-templated transcription. Bases 347 to 11749 code for a protein of 3800 amino acids. The transcript has 2 exons. Gene Ontology annotation, molecular function: transcription coregulator activity; protein binding. Gene Ontology annotation, cellular component: NuA4 histone acetyltransferase complex; SAGA complex; nucleus. Lineage: Eukaryota; Fungi; Ascomycota; Eurotiomycetes; Chaetothyriales; Herpotrichiellaceae. The record is from RefSeq and is a predicted model, not a curated record.
CCCCCAUCUUUGUGUAGUAGACCCAGUGCCAGUGCCGGUCGCCGGACUCUCUCAACAAGGCACUUCGAGGCUACGGGGCACUUCACUAUCUCAUUCCUUUCUAUUAUUCUUUGAUCAGAUACUCGAGGAUUCCUUCGGUGACCUCUGUUUAAUCGAGCGCACUCGGAGCGUCACACCGUCUGCUUCUCAUUCAAUCCUGCGACACCGUUAUCUGCGAUUCUUUAGGUACUUAAUGGACCAGUCCACUUUCAAGGCCUCAUGAAGUUGCUCGGCUGUUUUGCCGCACUAAUUACUUGCUCGCGGUCAACACUCUCUGCCUGUCGAGGCAGGUGGGCGUCGACCGGUGAUGUCCUCGACCAUGGACGCCUCUCAGAAGAUCGACCUCUAUGCCGCGAGGCUCAGUGACCCCAAGAUCGACACACGGACGAAGUCAAACAUAGCCACAGAACUUCGCGACUCGACCGAAAACCUCUGCUCGGUGUCGGCAACCUACACCAAGUUUCUCACAAAACUAUGGCCAGUGUUCAAGAAGAUUCUUGAAGGGAAGCCCGAUUUCAAUCCUGCCUCAUUCGAACAUGUCCUGCGAAAUCAAAUAUUGGAGAUCCUUCACAGAUUACAACAUGGAUCCGCUGAGUUCGAGCCCUAUGCGCUGGACAUUGUUGAGACGCUCAUGGAGCUGGUCCGGGUGGAGAACGAGGACAACGCUGUUCUCUGCUUGAAGACAAUCAUGGAUAUCGAGCGACACCAGCCGACCGCAACGGCUUCGAAAGUCCAACCUUUCCUUGACCUCAUCCAGGAGAUGUUUGAGUUGAUGGAACAGGUCGUUCGCGAAACCUUUGACUCGCCUGUAUCUCAUCAUCAAGCGACGUCGUCCACGCCACAUGCCGCAAGCCAAACUUUCCAGUCUCCCCGGCCGGGCUCUCCUGCUACAACGGUUUCCGAUCCCGGAACUGAGAAGAGAGAGCACACACCGCUGGCCAAAGGCAUGCAUUCUUUCAAGGUUCUCUCGGAAUGCCCCAUAAUCGUCGUUUCCAUCUUUCAAGCACAUCGUAACACGGUGUCUGCGAACGUCAAAAAAUUCGUGCCGUCGAUCAAAGGGAUACUGCUUUUACAGGCGAAAGCGCAAGAAAAGGCGCAUGCUGAGGCUGCAGCGAACAAAACCGUUUUUACUGGUGUCAGCAAAGAAAUCAAGAACCGAGCCGCGUUUGGGGACUUUAUUACUGCGCAGGUCAAAACCAUGAGCUUCUUAGCCUACCUCCUACGAGUCUAUGCCAACCAGUUGACGGACUUUUUGCCAACAUUGCCGACCGUGGUCGUCCGACUGCUGAAAGAUUGUCCACGAGAGAAGUCCGGUGCUCGCAAGGAGCUGCUUGUUGCAAUUCGCCACAUCAUCAAUUUCAACUAUCGCAAGAUCUUUUUGAACAAGAUCGAUGAGCUGCUGGAUGAACGCAUCCUGAUCGGAGAUGGGUUGACAGUGUAUGAGACCAUGCGGCCGCUCGCUUACAGUAUGCUUGCCGAUUUGAUCCACCAUGUUCGCGAUUCACUGGAUCGCAAUCAGAUCCGCCGGACGAUCGAGGUCUACACGAAGAAUCUCCAUGACAACUUCCCUGGAACCAGUUUCCAGACCAUGAGUGCCAAAUUGCUGCUGAACAUGGCCGAAAGCAUCACUAAGCUCGAAAACAAAGAAGAGGCGAGGUAUUUCUUGAUCAUGAUACUCGAUGCGAUAGGCGACAAGUUUGCGGCCAUGAACUACCAAUACAACAAUGCGGUCAAGCUCAGCAAGCAGUAUGCAGAUAAGACCAAGGAGAACACGACCGAGUCGUACAUGGACGACAAAGAGCAAAUACCGGAUUGGGAUGAAGUGGACAUAUUCAACGCAACACCGAUCAAGACAUCUAAUCCACGUGAACGAGGAGCAGAUCCAGUGGGCGACAACAAGUUCUUGUUCAAGAACCUCGUUAAUGGCCUCAAGAACAUGUUCUACCAACUGAAGACAUGUAAUCCCCCGGGUUUGGCCCUUGACCAAGCUAGCGCGCCGAUGAACUGGUCUGAAGUUUCCUUUGGCUACAAUGCCGAAGAGACUCGUGUCAUAACCAAGCUUUUCCAUGAGGGUGCUCGCGUCUUCCGGUAUUACAGUGCCGAAACCCCUGUGCCCGAUCUCCAAUACUCUUCUCCCGUGGAAUUCAUGGCAAGCCACUCAAUGGCGCAGAUGACGCGAGACGAGAAGGAGCUCCUAGAAAGCUUUGGGACUGUCUUCCACUACAUCGAUCCUGCUACGUUCCACGAAGUUUUCCAGGCCGAGAUACCUUAUCUGCACGAACUCAUGUUUGAACACACGGCACUUCUCCAUCUUCCUCAAUUCUUUCUGGCGAGCGAAGCAACAUCGCCUGCAUUUGCAGGAAUGGUCCUCCAAUACCUCAUGAACAAGCUACCAGAAGUCGGGUCAUCGGACAUCGUCCGCUCAUCAAUCCUCUUGAGGAUGUUCAAGCUCUCCUUCAUGGCCGUUACCCUCUUCUCCGCCCAUAAUGAACAAGUCCUGCUUCCGCAUAUCACAAAGAUCAUCACGCAAUGUGUCCAACUGUCUGUCACCGCGGAGAAACCGAUACAUUACUUCAUUCUGCUUCGGUCUCUAUUUCGAAGUAUCGGUGGCGGACGCUUUGAGCUUCUCUACAAGGAAAUUCUACCCCUACUGGAGAUGCUGCUCGAAACUUUCAACCAUUUGCUGCAGGGGGCGCGAGAUCCGCACGACCGCGAUUUGUAUGUGGAGCUGACUUUGACCGUUCCCGCUAGGCUGAGCCACCUCUUGCCACAUCUGAACCAUCUCAUGCGUCCGUUAGUGGUUGCCUUGAGGGCAGGCCCAGACCUCGUUGGUCAAGGUUUGAGGACCUUGGAGCUCUGUGUGGACAAUCUGACGGCGGACUACCUGGACCCUAUUAUGGCGCCGAUCAUGGAUGACCUGAUGACUGCUCUAUUCGAGCACCUCAAACCACAGCCGUAUCAACAUUUUCAUUCGCAUACCACCAUGAGGAUCCUGGGCAAGCUUGGUGGACGCAACCGCAAAUAUCUGAACCAUCCACACCAAUUGACAUAUCGUCGUCAUACCGACGACGAGCCCAGCUUCGAUAUCCGCCUCGUUGACACCAUCCGCGAUCGAGCUUUCCCUCUUGACACAGGGGUUGACUUGGCCAUUCGCAAACUGGGUGAAACUACGAAGAACCCGAAAUGCAAGGCCCUGGAUGCAUAUUACAAACAGCAGUCGUUCAAACUCAUUACGACCCAAGUGAAACUGCUUAUUGGUUAUGAUCACAUACCGGAUGAUCUGUCUGCGCUCCUUCGACUUCAGGCGAAUGACCUUCUUGCUCGGCGAUUCACGACUUAUGCAGACAUGCUCGCCGACAAUGAAUUGAGCAAAUCAGUACUGAAGCGGAGAGAGCAAGAAGAGACCCUGAAGAAGUUGCUAAAGGCGUGCUUUACGGCAACAACUGUGCAGGAUCUAAAACCUCAAGCCGAGGCGUUCAUCCAGAACAUUGCUCGUCAUUUCACCAUCGUUGAGCUCGGGCAGGCUUUGUGUGACGCCGGCCGAAGAACGAAGGAGUUUGAUGUCAACCUCGGUGAGGGCGCUGUUCACCUGAGCACUAAGGUCCUUGCCGACGUGAUUUGCUAUUGCCUGGCUUCGGAUAAUAUCGUCAUUCGAGAAGCGGCAGAAGCUGCAAUCGUUGCAACUGUCGAUGCUGCUCGUACCAUCUUCGGCGGCGAGGAAAAGGCCGCUCGACUUCCCUUUUUCUCUCAUCUCAUUCAGACGUUUUGCCACAGAUGUCGCGAGGUCGAGUGGUUUACCAAAGCUGGCGCCACUCUGGGCAUACAGAUUGUGAUUACGAAGCUUGACUUAGGAAUUGCUUUUCUCAGCAGUAAACAGCUCGAAAUCAUUAAGGCUUUGCUGUUCGUCAUCAAGGACACGCCACAGGAGGUUCCAGCAAGCACACGCAUUACUGCGCAAGACACGCUCGAGUUCAUUCUUCGUAAAGUCUGCGUGGGGCAGACCCGAGAAAUGCUUGCCAAUGACAAAAGCACCAUCCACGCCCUUUCAAUCACAUUCUGUGUCGAGCUUUGUCACAUGAACAAGCAUACACGCGAUACGGCGCAACGUGCAUUCUCGGUCAUGGCGGAAGUGGUAGGUGUCGAGGUGCACGAAUUGAUCGCUCCGGUCAAGGAACGGCUUCUUCAGCCCAUCUUCAACAAGCCGUUGAGGGCCCUGCCGUUUCUCUCACAGACCGGUUUCAUUGAUGCAAUCACAUAUUGCUUGAGCCUGGGACACGACCUCGUCCCGUUGAAUGACCAAUUGAACAGGUUGAUGAUGGAAUCCCUUGCCCUUGCGGAUGCCGAUGCCGAGAUUCUGCAUCCGAGACCUGACGAGUACAACAAUGCACAGCUUAUUGUCAAUCUCCGGGUCUCGUGCCUUCGGCUACUUUCGCUCGCCAUGAGCCUACCAGACUUUGCCACAGGACCUCAGAAUACGAGCCGUGCGCGCAUCAUCACUGUUUUCUUCAAGUUACUCUAUUCAAAGUCGCCUGAAAUCAUCGAAGCUGCCAAUGCAGGUUUGAAGGAGGUUCUAGUCCAAACCACAAAACUGCCCAAGGAUUUGCUCCAAAACGGUCUUAGGCCGAUUCUGAUGAACCUUCAAGACUCAAAGAGACUCACUGUCGCCGGUCUGGAAGGUCUUGCAAGGUUGUUGACGCUGCUUACCAACUACUUCAAGGUGGAGAUCGGAGGUCGGUUGCUUGAACAUAUGAGGGCAAUCGCCGACGACCAGCUGCUUCAGAGAGUCUCUUUCACUCUCAUCGAGCAGAAUCCCCAGAUGAAGAUCGUUACGGCUAUCGUUAAUAUCUUCCAUCUCCUUCCCCCAGCAGCCACCAGCUUUAUGCCCGAUCUCAUCAACAACGUCCUGGACCUGGAGACAAAGCUGCGCCGUACCGUGGCAAGCCCUUUCCGUCAUCCCUUGAUACUAUACCUCGACAAAUACCCUCAGGAGACAUGUUCCUUUUUCCAGUCACGGCUUCAAGACGAGAAGUACGGCCGAUUUUUUGGGCAACUUCUGGCCUCCCCUUCUAGUCCGAGUUUACGCGACGCCGUGAUGAAGAAUACUGAAGCCCUGGUCAAGGCUGCGUUUGAGGUUGAGAAAGGCCCAGAACGACAAACUGCGGCGAUCAAUGGUAUUUAUGUUGUACACUCCGUUUGCCAAUUUGAUGCGGCCAAGGAUUGGCUGCGUGGACAAGAGCAGCUUCGAGUGAAGGUUUUGGGAGCUGGCAGAGAACUGGAGCAACAGCUUCGGGGAGACUUAUUACAGCCUUCGCAGAGACUCCGUGCCGAACAAGCUGGGGAUCAUUUGAUGGAUAUUUUGACCCAUUAUCUUGCCUCUGCUCUCGAGGACCUCGACUUCAUGAUGGAGGUCUUUUCUUCGUCAGCCCAAGGGCAGAUCAAGACUCCUUUGAAAUUGACCAAGUUCUUAUUCGACUCCAUCAUCACCGACAAAUCGACAACUCGCCGAUUUAAUAUCGUGGAAAAGUGUCUCGAAAUAUACUCCCAUAAGACAGAACCGCACAAGGUCAAAACCUUUCUCUUGCACGACGUUGUCAACCCAAUCAUGGCCAGGGACGUCCAAAACACGCGGCGUGGCGAUAACGAGGCUGCUCCUCUGGCCGACCACAAGCUGUUCAAUCUCUUCUUGGAGCGGCUCUGGAAACCAGCAGCACCCGAUGCCAGUGAAGAUUUGUCACAGCCUGGAAUCGACCAUUCGCGUAUGGAGGCACUGCAGCUUUCGGCCUUUGUGCUCAAAUACCACAAAGAUGCUGUCUCGGAAGAUCGCAAAGAAAUCAUCAAGUACUCGUGGGGUCACAUCAGAUUGGAAGACGUGAUCACUAAAUAUGCCGCGUAUGUCCUGAUCUGCUAUUUCAUCCGGUCCUACGACACACCGCCCAAAAUCGCCGUCCAGAUUUAUAACCAACUUCUGAAGGCGCAUCAAAAUGAGGGCAAGGCUCUGGUCACGCAGGCACUGGAAGUUCUGGCUCCCGUUCUCCCGGCCCGAAUGGGUGGCACGUCCAAUGCUCCAGGUGAUAAGAGAUCCUCUUCGCAUUGGGCUCGCCUUCCCCGAAAGAUACUCAACGAAGAGACAGGCAACUUACAGCAAGUUCAAAGCAUCUUCAAUUUUAUCGUGCGUCAACCUGAUCUCUUCUACGACUCCCGAGAGUUUUUCGUUUCUACGAUCAUUCAGAUGCUUCAUAAAAUCGCCCCGCCGCCGAACACCUCCAAUGAAAACAAGAAGCUUGCUCUAGCUCUGAUCUCGCUUCUGCUACACUGGGAGACUCGCCGGGUUUCCGCGGGAUCAUCGCCUCAUCUCGGCACGGAACCAAGUCCCUCCUUGAAACGGGACUCGUCAGGUACUCAACUACUGCAGCCACCUCCCCCAAAAGAGAGAGCUGAGUACCAGAUUCCGUUGGAACUCCGAACGUUGGUUGUGAAAUACAUGAUCACUUUCAUCACGACCUUGCCCGAGCGGUUCCCUGUCCCCGCAGCGGAGCUGAAGGCCAAAACGAUGCAGAAAGCCCAGCAACAGGCUCUUUCUAACGACCUUGUUAAGAAAGCUGUACAGCUUCUUCGUGAUCUGUUGGCUCCGAAUCUGUGGGCCGAUGUGGACGUUGGGCUCUACGAGAAGCUCCUUGACCCAAUCCUGAGUGGCGAAAAGGCCGACAAGGCCGAUGAGAAACAGCUGACAUGUAUGAUCAAUGCACUACAGGUCAUGCGCAUCUUGUUGAGCACAAAAUCCGAUGACUGGAUCAUCAACCACAUGGAGAAGAUUCAGAAAUUGCUGGACAAGCCGCUCAAGAUGGAGGAACCGGAAAUCCAAGAUUGCCUGCACACGGUCAGUGACGACAGCACGUCUUUACCACUCGUUCGCCGGGUUCUUGAGGCGAUCCCGAAGCAGAGAGCUGAAGACGAGGAUGGCAUGGAACUUGAUGUUGCCCCUUCAGACUUUCCCACCAGAUAUUCCAAAGUGUUGGUCGGAGAAGCGCUCUCAUCUGGUAACUACAUAUCUGGCAUCAACAACCUUUGGACGCUGUCGUUGGUGCGGCCCGCUGACGUCGAUGAUCACGUCAAUGGUGCAAUGAAGGCUUUACAGCAGAAGCUGGCAAAGGAGCAUAUCAAUGCAUAUGUGAUACCUCCUGGGCCGCCCCCGCAAGGUUGGCGUCUGGGUGAACCAUUGAUGGACCCCUAUGAGUUUGCUCUCGGGGUUGACCUGAUCAAGAAGACGAUUGACAUCCUAUCUUCGCGUAUGGCGGAACUCAACGAACAGAGACGGCCUUUCCUGAGCGUCCUUGCUUCACUCGUGGAAAAAUCGUUCAAUGUCGAAUUAUGCAGCAAAGUGCUGGACAUGGUUGAAAAAUGGGUGUUCAACUCUAACGAACCAUGGCCGACCCUUAAGGAGAAAACUGCCGUUCUACACAAGAUGCUCGUCUUUGAGAAAUGGCCGACCCAAACCCUCCUGGAGCGUUUCCUCGAGUUGGUCAUUAAGAUUUACGAGGACCCGACCGUGACACGGACUGAGUUGACUGUGCGCUUGGAGCACGCUUUCCUGAUUGGGACUCGUGCCAAAGACGUCGAGAUGCGGAACAGAUUCAUGAACAUCUUCAAUCGAGCUCUCUCCAAGACCGCCAGUUACCGGCUCAACUAUGUGUUGACCUUGCAGAACUGGGACACCUUGGCGGAUUCGUUCUGGUUGAAGCAAGCGUCGCACCUUAUCAUGGGGUCGGUGGAAAUGUCCAUGCCAGCCCGUCUCCAUCCUGAAGACGUUCGUGUGUGUCCAUUGUCCCAGCUCUUCGGCACAAAUCUUGUCAGCCCGGAGCAACGCAAGGAUGACUUGCUGAUUGAGGACAAUCUCGAGGCUCUCGUGGCCGCGCAGCGGCGCUUCAAUCAAGAGAUUCACGAAGUCAAGGUUCGAGACCUCCUGGACCCUAUUACCCAACUGCAGCAUACGGACGACAAUCUGGCGUACGACGUUUGGGUGAAACUUUUCCCUCUCUGCUGGUCUGCACUAAACAAAGACGAACGGCUCGAUCUCGAGAAAGGAAUGGUCACUUUGUUGACUCGUGAGUAUCACCAGAGACAGCUGAACUUGCGGCCCAACGUCGUGCAAGCAUUACUCGAAGGGGCCGUUCGUGCACGACCGAGAUUCAAGGUACCCCCCCACGUCAUGAAGUUUCUCAGCAGGACAUACGACGCGUGGUACACUGCCCUUGUUUACUUAGAGGAGGCCGCUGUGGACCCUCUAAUUGAUACGGCUCAAGUCCGGGAGAGCAACCUUGACGCUUUGGUGGAAGUUUACGCUGGUCUCCAAGAAGACGACUUGUUCUAUGGCACCUGGCGAAGACGAUGCAAGUUCAUGGAGACCAACGCCGCUUUAUCAUACGAACAGCAUGGUAUGUGGGACAAAGCGCAACAACUCUGGGAGUCGGCACAAGUCAAGGCUAGGACCGGUGUAGUACCCUUUUCUCAGGGAGAAUACUACCUGUGGGAAGAUCACUGGAUGAUCUGCGCCCAAAAGCUUCAACAGUGGGAUAUACUGGGUGAAUUCGCUAAGCACGAGAACUUCAGUGACCUACUCUUGGAAUCCGCCUGGCGCAACUACGAAGCGUGGUCAGGAGAUGAAAAUCGAAACCAGCUGGACUCCAUGAUUAAGUCAGUCUCCGAUGCGCCAACACCUAGACGGACUUUCUUCCAGGCCUUCAUGGCCCUGCUGCGCUACAACUCUAAGCAGGUAUCCCGCGCAGAAUUCCAGCAUGUUUGCGACGAGGCCAUCCAGUUGUCCAUUCGAAAGUGGCAUCAACUUCCGAAGCGGAUCACCAAUGCUCAUAUCCCUAUCCUGCAGAACUUUCAGCAAUUGGUGGAGCUCCAUGACGCGAGUGUGAUUUGUGACAGCCUCAUGGGCACGAACGAGCGAAAUCUAGACAGCAAGUCACAAGAAGUCAAGCUGCUGCUCCAAGCAUGGCGAGAUCGCCUGCCCAACAUUUGGGACGACAUCAACGCCUGGCAAGACCUGGUCACCUGGCGCCAGCACGUCUUCCAACUGGUCAAUUCGACAUAUCUACCACUCAUUCCCCAAGGCGGAAACAAUGUCGGCAGCAACUCGUACGCUUUCCGAGGAUAUCACGAGACGGCAUGGAUUAUCAACAAAUUUGCGCAUGUUGCCCGUAAGCACCAAAUGCCGGAAGUAUGCAUCAGCCAGCUUGGGAAGAUCUAUACUCUGCCCAAUAUUGAGAUCCAAGAAGCUUUCCUCAAACUGAGAGAGCAAGCUAAAUGUCACUACCAGAACAAGGCGGAGCUGAAUAAUGGCUUGGACGUUAUCAAUAACACCAAUCUGAAUUACUUUGGAGCACAACAGAAGGCCGAGUUCUAUACCCUGAAGGGCAUGUUCUUGGCCAAGCUUCAGCACGUGGAAGAAGCAAAUGAAGCUUUCGGAGUUGCACUUUAUUAUGAUCUUCGCUUGCCAAAAGCCUGGGCAGAAUGGGGUCAAUAUUCAGACCGGAAGUUUAAGGAGAAUCCGAACAAUAUCGAGUCUGCCAGCAAUGCAGUGAGCUGCUAUUUGGAGGCUGCGGGGCUUUAUAAGAGCGCCAAGUCCAGAAAGAUGCUCAGUCGUGUGCUCUGGCUGCUCAGCUUGGACGACGAUGAAGGUCACAUUGCGAAAGCGUUCGAGGAUUUCAAGGGCGAGACCCCAGUCUGGUAUUGGACCACAUUCAUUCCACAACUCCUCGGCAGUUUGGAGCACAAAGAAGCGCGUCUGACCAGAACAGUUCUAGUCAAGAUCGCCAAGGCUUUCCCUCAGGCGCUCUUCUACCAUCUGCGGGCCACGAGAGAGGAGUUCCUGACCAAGAAGAAACAGUUGGAAUCGCAGAGACGUCAAGUCAAAGUCCAGCAAGAAAAGGCUGAGGCCAACUCGCGACCUGGCACGGCCAACGGCGCCUCAUCUCCCAAGCCAAAACAAGAACCCAAUGGGGACGCCCAAACUAGUGGCACCGAAGUGGCACCGAAGGAAGAACCGAAAAAGCCAUGGGAUUAUACCGAUGAGAUCAUGUCUGGACUUAAGACGGCCUUCCCAUUGCUCGCUCUAUCCAUGGAGACUAUGACUGAUCAGCUUUCCAAGCACUUCAAAUGCCCGCCUGAUGAAGAUGCUCAUCGACUCAUUGUGGCAUUGUUGAAUGAUGGCUUAGCUUAUAUCAGUAGAGCUCCGUUGACUUACGCGGAAGGUGCCAAACUGCCUCCCUCCACUGAAGCCAACAUUGCCAGGUUUGUGACAUCGGUACUUCCGGCGCACAUUCGGAAGUCUUUUGAGGCCGACUUUGUUCAAACCAGACCGACGAUGUUUGAGUACAUCCACAAAUUGAGGCGUUGGCGGGAUAAGUUCGAACAAAAGCUCGAUCAUAGGCAACAGUGGGCGCCAUUGGAGUCUUACAGUCACCACCUGAGCGAGUUCAAAUUCCUCAAAUUCGAUGACUCGGUCGAGGUUCCUGGACAGUACCAGCAGCACAAAGAUAAAAACACCGAUUUUGUGCGCAUCGAACGGUUCAUGCCUACCGUGGAGCUUGUCCGAGGCAACAGUAUCUGCCAUCGCCGACUGACCAUGCGUGGGCAUGACGGGUCCUUACAUCCGUUCGCUGUCCAACAUCCCACCGGCGGCAAAGUACGACGGGAGGAGCGUAUCGUCCAACUCUUCCGCAUCUUCAAUCAAACAUUGGCCAAGCGGAAAGAGUCUCGACGACGAAAUCUGUAUUUCCACCUGCCCAUCUUUGUGCCCAUUGCCCCUUACAUCCGACUGGUUCAAGACGACUCAUCCUAUGUCACCCUCCAAACGGUCUACGAGGAUUAUGUUCGGAAGACGCCUGGCAUGUCACGCGACGAUCCGAUGCUCUUCAUCCUGGAAAAGUCAAGGGCCAUUGCCGAGCAACAGAAAACCCAGCCACGCACUCCUGAUCAGCUCUCGGUCAUGAAGACGGAGAUUUUCAACACCAUUCAAGAGAGAUGGGUGCCCAAUACCAUUGCUCUGCAAUAUUUCCAGGCCACAUACCCGAGUUUCGCAGACUUCUGGCUUUUCCGUCGACAGUUCGCUUACCAGUUUGCAGCAACCACAUUCAUGACCUACAUCAUGCAUAUGUCGGCGCGUUAUCCGAUGAAGUACUUCAUCUCCCGAGCUACAGGAGAUAUUUGGGCGAGCGACCUCCUUCCUAACUUGAACUCGGCACGUGCAUACUUUUUCAAUCCAGAAGCCGUACCCUUCCGCCUGACUCCUAACAUCCAAACCUUGAUGGGACCAUUGGCCGUCGAGGGUAUUUUCACGGCGUCACUCAUGGCCAUCGCGAGAUGUUUGGCCGAACAGGAUCAAGGGUAUGAGAUGGAGCAGCAGCUUAGCAUCUUCGUCCGUGAUGAGAUGUAUAAUUGGGCUACUAAUCGGUCUCACUCCGCCAACAGCAACGAGCCGAAGAUGGAAGGUCAGCAUUUGCGGGAGCUGGUGGCUCAGAAUGUGGAUUUCAUCGUUCGCCGGGCUUUGACACUCGCUAAGACGCAAGGCAGUGUAGGGACCGGUGCUGAAGGAGGCGUUAAUGGCGUGCUGCCUGCGUGUCAGAACGUGGUCGACCUGGUCAGCCGAGCCACAGACCCGAUGAAGUUGAGUGCCAUGGAUGGACUGUGGAUGCCUUGGCUUUGAUUUGCAAUGAGGAUUUUGUGCUAGGGGAAUGGGAUAACGGAGCGAGAGCGAAGGCGUUUAUGGCGGCUAUUGAUGACGAUGCGAUUGAUGGCUGUUUGGAUGAUGAAUGACCAUACGUGGUAGGCGGGAAAAGCGAUCGGUCUUUGCAGAACUUCUCAACAUCGGCGUUUAUGGCGUUUUUAUUGUUUGAAGGCACCGCCGGCACACAUGUGGGAGUCCCUCAGGCGAGGCAAGGGUGGGCAAGGCGAGGGUGUCUUUGUCUGGCUUUUGCUCGAGGUGUACGAGUAUCAGCAACUACUAGUAGUUAGAUGGGUGGGAUUUGCAUUGCUAUUGAGAUACCUUACUGUAGGUAUUGAGCGAAGCUGCUCACAGCAUGUCUUUGUGAUCAUGUCCAGUCCAGCUCAGCUCCAUUUUCUAGAUAAGAUUCCAACAUUUAUUUUUGUAUAAUGAAAAAUAUCAUUUGCACAUUUAUAUACAGAAA